AUGUGUACAUCCUGCUUAUCAACACCGGCGAGGUACCGGCAUCGUUGGCCACUAGGGGCGGUGUGGGAUGGCAUUCGCCCUAUUCAUGGCCUGACCGUAAACACCCGACAGGCUGGCACGAGAAUGCUGAGCCGUGGUAAGGGGGUAUCCAUGUGUUUUCACAUUCGACGUCAUAGUGCCUGUGCAUAA
Messenger RNA from Alternaria burnsii, 189 nucleotides. RefSeq lists its product as uncharacterized. The record is from RefSeq and is a predicted model, not a curated record. The transcript has a single exon. The coding region runs from base 1 to 189 and encodes 62 amino acids. Lineage: Eukaryota; Fungi; Ascomycota; Dothideomycetes; Pleosporales; Pleosporaceae.